Cavia porcellus (domestic guinea pig) is the source of this 3124-nucleotide messenger RNA. It is a transcript of the gene Ctso, whose product is annotated as cathepsin O. Gene Ontology annotation, cellular component: lysosome. Gene Ontology annotation, molecular function: cysteine-type endopeptidase activity. The record is from RefSeq and is a predicted model, not a curated record. The transcript is spliced from 8 exons. Bases 126 to 1076 code for a protein of 316 amino acids. Lineage: Eukaryota; Metazoa; Chordata; Mammalia; Rodentia; Caviidae.
GCAAGGGGGAAAAGUGAAACCAGAAAGGCAGAAGCUCGGGGCGAGCGCGGGGAGAGGGGUGCAAACAGCGGAGCGCAGGGGAGCGGAAGGGGCAGGAGGAGAACGGAACGGAGGAGGAGGCCGCGAUGGCCCCGCGCUGGCUCUGCCUCCUGUGCUGCUGCUGCUGCUGCCUCGGCCCCGGCGACACCCGCGACCCUGAUGCCGCCGCCCCAGGGAGCCCCGGACACAGGGCCGCCGCCUUCCGGGAAAGUCUUAAGAGACAUCGAUACUUGAAUUCUUUGUUUCCUCAUGAAAAUUCCACUGCUUUUUAUGGAAUAAAUCAGUUUUCUUACUUGUUUCCCGAAGAGUUUAAAGCCAUUUAUUUAAGAAGCAAACCUUCCAGGUCCCCCAGAUACCCAUCAAAAGUACAGACCUCCGUUGGCAGCGUGUCUUUGCCACCAAGAUUUGACUGGAGGGACAAGCAUGUCGUGACACAAGUGAGAAACCAGCAGGCGUGCGGGGGCUGCUGGGCAUUCAGCGUGGUGGGUGCAGUGGAGUCUGCGUGGGCCAUUCGGGGGGAGCCUUUGGAAGACCUAAGUGCCCAGCAGGUAAUCGACUGCUCCUAUAAUAAUUUCGGAUGCAAUGGAGGCUCACCCCUCAGUGCCUUGACCUGGCUGAAGAAGACACGAGUAAAACUGGUAAAAGACUCAGAAUACCCAUUUAAAGCACAGAAUGGCCUGUGUCAUUACUUUUCCAGCUCACACCCUGGAUUUUCAAUCCAAGAUUAUGCUGCAUAUGACUUCAGUGCCCAAGAGGACGAGAUGGCCCGAGUGCUACUGCUGUCCGGCCCGUUGGUGGUGAUCGUGGACGCGGUGAGCUGGCAGGACUACCUGGGCGGUGUCAUCCAGCACCACUGCUCCAGCGGCGAGGCCAACCAUGCAGUGCUGGUCACCGGCUUUGAUCAGACAGGCAGCACCCCGUACUGGAUCGUACGCAACUCGUGGGGGAGCUCCUGGGGAGUGGACGGCUACGCCUAUGUGAAAAUGAGAAGCAACGUCUGUGGUAUUGCAGACUCUGUUUCUGCCGUAUUUGUGUGAUUUGUUGGGGACAUGAGAACGCAGUAAGGAAAAUAAAACCUAUGCCACCUAACAAAGGUAUUUUACGUUAAGCAUGACUCACCUUCAAGCUUUGGCAACUGCUUAUGGAAGUGUCUCGUGGUUGGUCCAAUCUACAAUAAGUUGCAGAAGCCUCCUCCUUGGAGAGGUGGACCCCAAAACCCCUCUGGACCCCUCAGGGGAGUUGCGGUACUCAGCCAGCAAGAUCUGUGUCUGUUUCCCACUCUAGAAGGAAGUGGGACGAGAUGCUCCUUCAGGGUCUUCCAACUGGAAGAAGUCAACAUCUGCUGAUUUUCAUUUUAACAUGGAACUUUGUACAGGUCUGAUCAAGGAGGUGGUAGUUGUUCAUUUUCCUUCAUGGGAUGCAACGUGUAGACUGACAUUACCCUUCUCCUUCUUGAGAACAUGGGCCUCAGGCUGGGAGCCUCACAGGAACCUCAGCAGCAUUCCAAGAGGCAACCAUGUUGUCAAGAGCUGGACGCUGGUUGCUUUACUCACCUCAUAGUGCUCACCUUUGAACCGAAGGGGACGACGGACAAAGGAAGACAGAGACAUGAAAAUUAUUUUCUGAAAAUUUUCAUUGUCAGCAGAAAUCUAACAGAUACAGUUUUUUAGAUUCUUCUGUCUGCAUUACAGAACAAAGUAUUCUUCCAUGCUCACUCACUGUCUUUUACUCUUUACAGCAUCUUUCCCAAAUGUGCCUGCUGGUUUGGUUUCCCUGACUGAAGAAUUGAUCUUGUACCUCGCUUUCUAUGUUGAUUUUCUCCUUACUUAAUAGGUUUCCUUUAGCAACACCAGGAGCACACCUGGCUGCCUGCCGUGAGCCUUUCAAGUUUCUUUUCCCAUAUCAUUCAAAACAAGGGGGAAAAAUGUGACAUACCCCAGGUUCUCUGACUUCUGUUUUCUGCUUUGAUCGCCUGGUCUCUGUCAGCUCUUGCUUUGUGCUUCCCUUCUCCUUUUGAGUGGCCCAUGGGGCUCAGUGCCUGUUGUCCUCCCUGUGUCCGAUUCUGUAAGUGACACAGAUGGAUGCACUGCAAGGAACUUUCCUCCUCAGCAGUUAUUAAUAAUGGACUGUGCCUAGAAAGGACAUGUGGGGCUCAUACCCAUACCCUGCAGCAAGGAUGGGAGCACUUCUUGUGUGGUGGUGUUCUAAGACCCUCAGCAAGUAUUUUACCACAUAGGUACAGUUUCAUCAAAACAUUUCUUGACAUUGUAAUCAAAUCCACUAUUUUUCUGAGAAAACAAAUGUAUAUUUUAUAUUGAAAAAAGAAACUCAAAAUAAAAAACUGAUCUUUUAAUCAAAUAUAAGGACAAGUCACAAAAGUUAAUAUAAAAUCAUAUCAGAUACUAUAUCUGUAAAUAUAUCUUCCCUAAAAUUUGUGAGAUUUGGUGUUCUUGUUUUGUUUUUCUCGUUUUGGUUGAAUCCAGGGUCUUUGCACUGAACUAAGACUUUUUUUUGCAUUUUCAUUUUGAAACAGGGUGUCACUACAUUGUUAAGUUUCCCAGGCUGGGCUCAAACUUCCAAUCCUCCUGCCUUGGCCUUCCAGGGUGCUGGAAUUACUAUGUGUGGUACCAUUUCCAAUUAAUGAUUGUUUUAUAAUGUAGAAGAGGUUUACCAAAUAAAACUUUACAGGAGGUAGCAACAUUAGGAAUGAAUUCUAGAAAUUCCAUUGUUCCAUAUCAUUUUUCAUAUGAUUUAUCCUUUUAUUAGAAAAGCAAAAUGAAAAUCAAACUCUUUUUCUUACACUGACCAGAAGCAAUCUCAAAAUAAUGUUGAACUCAGGUUCAGAAGUGUUCCUGGAAGAUAAACACUGGCAUUUCAGUUGACCUAUAAUAUCCAGAUACACAAGAAAAGAAUUAAAUCCUGUUUGUUCUAAUAUGGUUAGGUCAUUACCUUUUUAUAUGUUAUAAAAAUGCUUCUCUAGUAUUUUUUCAAACACUGAAGAAUUAUUAAGAAUUUCAAAAUGGUUACUUCUCAGACUUUCUGGAUUUUGGUGGAAGUUAUAAUAAAAAAAUUGCUCCAACAAAAA